UGAAAUUCUCUGCCUGUCAAAUUUCCACAUCAAGCGCUUCUCUCCUUCAAGUUGCUACCUCUUCUGCUGGGAGUCUGGUCAGUGCUGAGAGGCGAGGCGUAAAGUAGCAGUAAAGCAGCACCAAAAAAUGUGGACAAAUCUGUUGUGAGGUUGCACAAGCAUUAGUUCUACAUAAAAUGAUGGAGAUGCAGGGUCAGGAGUCUAUGGGGAGAUGGGAUGGGCUGUGCAGCCGUGAUGCCUCCUCCAGAGCUGAAGCAAUGGAGUUCAUCUGCCAGGAGGUCAUGAGAAAAGUGGAAGCCAUCGGACCCAUAAAAGCCGCAAACCCCUCGUCCCCUGCCCCAGGAAGCCCUCCUAACAGCGACCUGAACGGCAUCCUGGUUCAUCUUCUCAUGCUCUCCAGACGGUGCCCUUUUGAAGAUGUCAGAGAGCGCUGCGCUCAGCUACUGCAAGAUAUCCAGGAUUUAGGCAUAAGGAUCCCAAGACCCCUAGGAAGCGGACCAAGCAGAUUUAUCCCUGAAAAAGAGAUUCUUCAAGUCAGUAAAGUGGACGCCAGGACGCAGGCAAUAUUUGAGGAUGCAUUUGCAGCCCUCCAUCGGCUGGACAACAUUUCCCUCGUGAUGAGCUUCCACCCACAGUACCUGGGGAGCUUUCUCCGGACGCAGCACUACCUGCUGCAGAUGGAUGGACCCCUGCCUUUGCACUAUAGACACUACAUUUGCAUUAUGGCGGCUGCUCGCCACCAGUGUUCCUACCUGGUCAACCUGCACGUGAACGACUUCCUUCAGGUCGGGGGGAAUUCCAAGUGGUUGAACGGUCUGAACGAAGCCCCACAGAAGUUGCAGCAGCUUGGAGAGAUCAACAAAAUCCUGGCCCAUCGUCCAUGGCUUCUCACCAAGGAGCACAUCGAGAACCUCCUGAAAACCGAGGAGCACAGCUGGUCCCUGGCAGAGCUUAUCCACGCAGUAGUCCUGCUCACCCACUACCACUCCCUCUCCUCCUUUACAUUUGGCUGCGGCAUCAUGCCAGAGAUCAACUGCGACAGCGGGCACACAUUCAGACCCCCCUCUCUUAGCCGGUACUGUGCAUGUGACAUAGCCAACGGCAACGGCCACGCUAAUCAUCAUGACGAUUUGCCGGGCAAUCAGGAGAUGUGUGGUGAGGUGGAGGAGCUGAUGGAGAGGAUGAAACAGCUGCAGGAAUGCCGCGAUGACGAAGAGGCCAGCCAGGAGGAGAUGGCCACUCGAUUUGAGAAGGAGAAGACCGAAAGCAUGCUGGUGGUGAUGUCAGAGGACGAGGAGUGUGUCCCUUCCAGAGACAUCUCUCGCCACUUUGAGGACACUAGCUAUGGCUACCAGGACUUUUCCAGGAGAGGGGAACAAGUGCCCACAUUCAGAGCACAGGACUACAGCUGGGAGGACCACGGCUUCUCUCUGGUCAACAGAUUGUAUCCUGAUGUGGGCCAGAUGCUGGAUGAGAAGUUUCAGAUGGCCUACAAUCUCACAUACAACACCAUGGCCACACAUAAGGACGUGGACACCAGUAUGCUGCGCAGGGCCAUCUGGAACUACAUACACUGCAUGUUUGGCAUCAGGUAUGACGACUAUGAUUAUGGAGAAAUAAAUCAGCUUCUGGACCGUAGCUUUAAGAUCUAUAUCAAGACCAUGGUGUGCAGCCCUGAGAAGACCACCAAACGAAUGUAUGAGAGUUUCUGGAGGCAGUUUCAGCACUCCGAGAAGGUCCACGUUAAUCUGCUUCUUAUGGAAGCACGGAUGCAAGCAGAACUGUUAUACGCUCUGAGAGCGAUUACCCGCUACAUGACGUGAAGUGCUUUUGGCGUUUUUACUGUUGUCCUUUAACUGUCGUUACUCUUUCUGGAACACAAAGAAAAAACUUAGAGGGGUAGGAUGGGGGGGUUUAAUCAAAAAGCUCUCGGUUUUGACAUUGCCUUGUGGACGUUGCAGAGAAGAUCAGAACAAAUGGACAUCAAGGGAAGAAGAUUUUCUACUGGAGAAAAGUCAUCUCAAACUACAUGUGGAUCCAGUCAGACGUUGCCUGCAGUGCCAAAACUGACCAACAGAGGACAGCCUUGAGCAAACCCAAGCCCUGCUGAAGGGUUUGUGCUGGCUCAGAGCAUUGACCCUGGAGACAUCCAGGACUACAUUUCAGUAUUUCAGCAUUGCCUGUCUCACGUCUCUCAAGAUAGGAAUGAGAAUCCUGGUUAAACUUCCCCAGAAAGAAAGCUGUGCAGCCAGAAACGGUCUGCAUAUUUGAUUCUGUUGUCACUGUUAUUUUAGUUUCUUUAUUUUUUUUUUUUUUUUUUUCACUUUUGUAUGAUUUGGAGGAGAUGGUUUUGAUGUAACUGCAGACGGAUGCGUUAACUCUAGGUUUUAUUUUGUCUCAGUGUUUUCUACGUGUGCCUGAACUAUAUCCAGCGCAGUGUGUACGUGCUGGUGCUGCUGCUCCCAGUUGUAUUUUAGUGGGAUCAUAUUGAUGCCCAAAAUCACCCCUCACCCAAUUCCCUUAAUCCCUUCAUAAAAUCCCCUGUCCAUUAAAAAUCCAUUGCAUUACCCCCACCCUCUUUUCCCUUAACCACACCCGAAAUCUCAAACGUCGUAGUAAGCUAAUCCGAGGAGUGUGAAGACCCUACAUGUGGGGGGGAAAAAACUCAAAAGAACACUGUCUGAGCCCUUUUUGAGUUUGAUUGUACAGGUUUGAAUGAGGUAUGUUUUUCUGAUGACUGAGGUAUGAUUGCGUGCUUCACAAAAACAAGUGGAGAUGAGAAAAAUGUACGUCUUGGAAUUUCAUUUAAGAAAAAAAAGCGAAGCACCUUGAAGGAAAGCCUUCUUGCUUCUGCUGUAGCUCUGUUUUUGUGAGAAAACUGUUCUUUUUAUUGAUGUCUUGUUUUUUGUUUUUGUAUGGGGGGGGGGCAAGAAAAAAAAAAAUCUGAAAAAUAUCAAUUGUAUAGAAAGCUGGAAACCAGGUUCUCCAGGAGAGGGUUUGCUUCCGUCAUAUCUCGUCUUCCGCUUAUCCCGCCUGGCUGGUUGACCUAACCCUUUCAAAGCUUUUGAUUGUGAAUUUUACCAGUAAAAUACCUCUUGUAUUUUUUUUAUAACAUGUAAAAAGUGCUCUUUGGUGAGCAGAGACUCUUUGGGCUGCUGUGUACCUGUUGCUCAGGGGAUCCAGAGCUCACACAGGGCUGCCUACGGUCGAUAAGUUUCGAACGCAAAAAGGUUGUAGCUGUGCUUGUUUCCCUGCGAGGGACGUCUAACCAGUGCAAAAGCAGCUUUUUUUUUAAAGAUUUUAUUUUAAUCAGAGGUUUAAUGCCUCUGCUUGUUUCUUUUGUUUACUAAAAAUCAGUAAAGUACUGCAUUCUGAAGGUGGACUGAGGAAAUCAGGUGAAUGAUGAUUUGAGGAGGAGCUGAGCUGCAAUGAUAAAGGAAUGGUACAUUUGAAAGUGGUUUGAGAGGAAGUUUUUUUUUCAUUUCUUUCAAACUUCUGACUGAUGUCAGUUACUGACACUUUUUAUAUGAAAAUAUGGAAAAGUAAAAAAAAAAAUAAACUAAUACUGAGUUAA
Girardinichthys multiradiatus is the source of this 3574-nucleotide messenger RNA. RefSeq names its product sestrin 1 (gene sesn1). The coding region runs from base 177 to 1823 and encodes 548 amino acids. Gene Ontology annotation, molecular function: L-leucine binding; oxidoreductase activity, acting on peroxide as acceptor. The record is from RefSeq and is a predicted model, not a curated record. Gene Ontology annotation, biological process: cellular response to L-leucine; cellular response to leucine starvation; negative regulation of TORC1 signaling. Gene Ontology annotation, cellular component: nucleus. The transcript has 10 exons. NCBI's taxonomy places the organism in Eukaryota, Metazoa, Chordata, Actinopteri, Cyprinodontiformes, Goodeidae.